UUUUCCCAGGGCACGCUCAGCUCCAGGCUCCACAAGACCAGCGGGCCUCCAGGAUGCAGGCCCCGCACAAGGAGCACCUGUACAAGCUGCUGGUGAUCGGUGACCUGGGUGUGGGCAAGACCAGCAUCAUCAAACGCUAUGUGCACCAGAACUUCUCUUCGCACUACCGAGCCACCAUUGGUGUGGACUUUGCGCUAAAGGUGCUCCACUGGGACCCAGAGACCGUGGUGCGCUUGCAGCUCUGGGACAUUGCAGGUCAAGAAAGAUUUGGAAACAUGACAAGAGUCUAUUACCGAGAAGCUAUGGGAGCAUUUAUUGUCUUUGAUGUCACCAGGCCAGCCACAUUUGAAGCAGUAGCAAAGUGGAAAAAUGACUUGGACUCAAAGUUAACUCUCCCUAAUGGGAAGCCAGUGUCAGUGGUUUUGUUGGCCAACAAAUGUGACCAGGGAAAGGAUGUGCUUAUGAACAAUGGACUCAAGAUGGACCAGUUCUGCAAGGAGCAUGGUUUCGUGGGAUGGUUUGAAACUUCAGCGAAGGAAAAUAUAAACAUUGAUGAAGCUUCAAGAUGCCUGGUCAAGCAUAUACUUGCAAAUGAGUGUGACCUCAUAGAGUCCAUAGAACCGGACAUUGUGAAGCCCCACCUCACAUCACCCAAGGUUAUGAGCUGCUCUGGUUGUGCCAAGUCCUAGAAGGCACCUCUGCUGGCAUAUGGCAGACAGAACCCCAUGGCCCUAAUGAAUUGUGCUUCAUUUUUUCUUUAUUACCAUUUUGGUAAGUGUCAGGAUAGAGAAGCACAUGUGACAAGCCAAAGAUAUAUAACUGCCUGUUUCAUGUCAGAGAGGAGCAGAAAAUGUUCUUUAUAUGUUUUCCCUGACCAUCAGCACAGUGUUUACAAGCUUUUUAAAACAUUUGUCUCUUGUAAAAUGCUGUUUUAUCACUGAGCAAAGUCACUCAGGGACACAUCCAGCUGUGAUACGUGUUCCUUUAAUUCAGCAAAGGCCUCUGGUCUUCUUGAGAAGGGGAAUAAGAGAGCCAGGCAGAGGUCAAACUAAGUGUGAAUUUGCCUUGCCCUGGUGCGUCUUUGUUCAGGAUUCAAUUUGUUUCUGGGUGGCCCUACAGGUCUAUGAAAUAGAAACAGUAUUUUUGCCACUCUUGGAAGACCUAAGGGUUGUCUGUGAUGUUGCUCUUCAGAAUCAUGUGCACAGGCAGCCUGUGCUUUUGUUGCCUUCAUUGUUACUUGCUGUGCCUUGAAUGCUGGUUUAAAUGAGAACUGUAUGGAAAGACUUGUUCCCUGUAUGUGCCUUUAUUUUAGCAUCCUCUGACUCAAGCUGUGGGAGUUCUCUGUACAUGUAAGAUAUAUUAUAUAUAUUUUUCACAAGUGGAAAAUAAAACAUUAAAGAUGCUGUUUCCUUA
Phodopus roborovskii (desert hamster) is the source of this 1413-nucleotide messenger RNA. It is a transcript of the gene Rab38, whose product is annotated as RAB38, member RAS oncogene family. Bases 54 to 689 code for a protein of 211 amino acids. The transcript has 3 exons. Gene Ontology annotation, cellular component: Golgi apparatus; trans-Golgi network; vesicle. Lineage: Eukaryota; Metazoa; Chordata; Mammalia; Rodentia; Cricetidae. Gene Ontology annotation, biological process: vesicle-mediated transport. Gene Ontology annotation, molecular function: GTP binding; GTPase activity. The record is from RefSeq and is a predicted model, not a curated record.